This is a messenger RNA of Colletotrichum acutatum, 753 nucleotides long. RefSeq names its product ran-specific GTPase-activating protein. The transcript has 5 exons. Gene Ontology annotation, biological process: nucleocytoplasmic transport. NCBI's taxonomy places the organism in Eukaryota, Fungi, Ascomycota, Sordariomycetes, Glomerellales, Glomerellaceae. The record is from RefSeq and is a predicted model, not a curated record. The coding region runs from base 1 to 753 and encodes 250 amino acids. Gene Ontology annotation, cellular component: cytoplasm; nuclear pore. Gene Ontology annotation, molecular function: GTPase activator activity.
AUGUCUUCUGCCGAAGCUACCGAGCCCAAGGUCGAGGAGACCAAGCCCGCCGAGGUACGACCACCCCUUUGUCGCACGCACACUCUCCCCCCCGCUCUCACCACCGGCGAGGCUGAGAAGCCUGUGACCUCCUCUUCCGUUUUCUCCAUGUUCGGAGGUGGCGCCAAGAAGGAGAAGAAGGAAGACGAAGACCGCGGUGACAACUCUGGCAGCGCCAAGGCCCAGCGCGAUGCCGCAAAGAAGGACGGCGAGGAGGAUGAAGCCCCCGAGUCCGAAGAUGUUCACUUCGAGCCCGUCAUCAAGCUGACGGAGAAGGUCGACGUCACCACCAACGAGGAGGCCGAGGAGCAGCUUUUCAAGAUGCGCGCCAAGCUUUUCAAGUUUGUCAAGGAGACCACUGAGUGGAAGGAGCGCGGCACUGGUGAUGUCCGUUUGCUCAAGCACAAGGAGAACGGCAAGACCCGUCUCGUCAUGCGCCGUGACAAGACCCUCAAGGUCUGCGCCAACCACUACAUCGUUCCCGAGAUGAAGCUGUCCCCCAACGUCGGUUCCGACCGCAGCUGGGUGUGGAACGCUGCCGCCGAUGUUAGCGAGGGUGAGGCUGAGGCCGUUACCCUGGCCAUCCGCUUCGCCAACUCUGAGAACGCAAACCUCUUCAAGGACUCUUUCCUGAAGGCCCAGAAGGACAACGAGGAGCUUUUCAAGGCCGCUGAGAGCGAGGCCACCGCCACCCCCGCUGUCGAAGAGUCUUAA